AUGAGAUUCCCUGCUGGGCAUAUUAUUUGCGCUGCCAUCAGCUUUGGUCUAUUGGAAGCUGCCAAGGGACUAGAUGAAGGCCUCAUCGCUAUCACAGUGAACCUACCAUCGCUCGUCCUGAAAUCUGACCUUCAUGCAAGCAACCUGAGUGCUGCCGCAAAAGCCAAUCAAUUAUCGAACAUCACGUCGAUGAUUGGCCCUCUCUGGACAAUGCGGCAAUUGUGCAUGCUUUGGAUCAUAGGCGCGGUCAUUUUCAUCACCUCAGCAGGAGAAUCCGGCCAGCUCAUUGCUGCUCGCUUCGUCAUGGGCAUGGGCAUCGGCCAGGCAGGCAUUAUCGGUCCCAUUUAUCUCGCGGAAGUGGCACCCACGGUUUGGCGAGGGCUACUAGUCGGCAUUUAUGCCUCAUUUGAGUAUAUUGGGGUUCUGAUCGGGUACUUCGCCGGAUACGGUGCCUCCCUGCACCUGUCAAACAACAGCGAUCGGGUGAUUCAAAAACAAGUUGCUGUCGAUAAGACGAAAGAGGGACGAUGGCCAUUACUGGAACCGUGGAACCUACUCUCCGGACAAGCCGUCAAUCGUUCCCGACUCUUAUUUCUGAUCUCCGCGCAGCUACUCAGCCAGCGGUCGCUCAUGGCUGGAAUUAUCCUCCAGCUGCUUGCUCUUCUUUAUGUUGCUAUCUCCCUAAUCGUCACAUCCUCGUUGGGCUCAGAUGCGCACUCGGAGGAUGUCCACCGCGCAGCAAUCGCCGCGAUCGCUUCUAUUUACGUGACGGGCGUCGGGUAUGCCUUUGGCUGGAACUCGAUUCAAUAUCUGAUCCAUGCAGAGAUGCUUCCCUCGUCAGUGCGAACGCUAGGCACAAGUAUCCUGAUGUGCAUUCACUAUGCCAAUAGGUUUGCGCUUACCAAGGCCGUUCCGACAAUGACGUUGGCCGAUGCACUCCAGUCUAAGGGAACAUUUUGGUUCUUUUUCGUGGUUGCGUUCUUGGGGUUCCUGUGGGGAAUGUUUUUGUUGCCGGAAACAAGCGAGAUGAUUAGGUGA
Messenger RNA from Aspergillus welwitschiae, 1038 nucleotides. RefSeq lists its product as uncharacterized. The record is from RefSeq and is a predicted model, not a curated record. Gene Ontology annotation, biological process: carbohydrate transport; transmembrane transport. Gene Ontology annotation, cellular component: membrane. The transcript has 6 exons. Gene Ontology annotation, molecular function: carbohydrate:proton symporter activity. NCBI's taxonomy places the organism in Eukaryota, Fungi, Ascomycota, Eurotiomycetes, Eurotiales, Aspergillaceae. The coding region runs from base 1 to 1038 and encodes 345 amino acids.